Molecule: messenger RNA, 1328 nt
Organism: Temnothorax curvispinosus
Lineage: Eukaryota; Metazoa; Arthropoda; Insecta; Hymenoptera; Formicidae
Product: NFU1 iron-sulfur cluster scaffold homolog, mitochondrial-like
Exons: 5
Coding region: 290-1189 (299 amino acids)
Biological process (GO): iron-sulfur cluster assembly
Cellular component (GO): mitochondrion
Molecular function (GO): iron ion binding; iron-sulfur cluster binding
Source: RefSeq, a predicted model, not a curated record
GCGUGAAUUCUUUUAGGUUACAAAAGUCAUAACAAAGUUAUACUUGAUAACGGAGUUACUCUUGACACAUUUCUACAUUAUUGAUAAUUUAGCUAAACGGAAAUUUAUAUACGUUUGGCCGACGAUAUCGCUUCGAUUUGCGAAACAAACCGUAAUUGCAUUGCUAUAAUUAUAUCUAGUGAAUUGCGACGUAGAGAAACACGUAUGUCGCUGAGGCAUCGCGUGUGCAUGCGUCGGCGAAAGGAGGAGAGGUCUUUGACAAUUUGAAGAGAGACAGUUGGAAACGAUAAUGGAUAAAAUCUUUAGAUCGAUUCACACGAGCCGGCCGGCGUUGUACAGAACGUUAACCAACGAGCAAUGCGUACAGAGGUCUAAUAAACUUCCUGUGAGACGAGAUGUACCUGCGAUCAGUGCAAUGUUACUGGCACAGGAAUAUUCAACAGCUCUCCCUGUUGGCGUCAGGCACUUGUACAACAAUGAAACUCCAGUUUGUAGGCUGUUCCCUAAACGCAAUCCCCUGAUAAAUAGUCAACAGAGACGUAGCAUGUUUGUCCAAACGCAAGAUACACCGAAUCCGAAUAGCCUGAAAUUUAUUCCGGGAGUGCCAGUAUUGGGAGAAGGAUGUACGAAAGACUUUCCGAGCGCUAAGGACGCGUUCUGCUCGCCACUUGCGAAAAUGUUGUUUCGCAUCGAGGGAGUGAAGGCGAUAUUCUUUGGGCCUGACUUCAUCACCGUUACGAAAUUCGACGAGGAUGUAGAGUGGAAGCUGUUGAAGCCGGAGAUAUUUGCCACUAUCAUGGAUUUUUUCGCGAGCGGAUUGCCAGUCAUGGAUGAAACCUCUCAGCCUGCGGCGGAUACGCAAAUUAAUCCGGAGGACGACGAGAUUGUUCAGAUGAUAAAGGAAUUGUUGGAUACACGAAUUCGUCCCACGGUGCAAGAGGAUGGCGGUGACAUUGUAUUUAUGGGUUUCGAGGAGGGUAUUGUGAAACUGAAGAUGCAAGGCUCGUGCACCAAUUGCCCAAGCUCAGUAGUAACAUUGAGGAACGGCGUACAAAACAUGAUGCAAUUCUACAUCCCCGAAGUACUCGGAGUCAUACAAGUCGAGGACGAGACGGACAAGAUCGCUGAGAAGGAAUUCCAAAAAUUCGAACAGAAGAUCGGCAAAGUAGAAGAGAGUAAAGACAAAUAGACGUGAUUAUAGUUUGACUUGUAGGCGACAGCGGACCUACACAUCGUCUUGUAAUUCUGUACAUUGUAGACAUCGUAUAUUGUGUAUUGUUUAAUUGUAAAUAACAAAACAUAAAUAAAUGAUUAGGUUGAGAACCGGA